This is a messenger RNA of Maniola jurtina (meadow brown), 7165 nucleotides long. Its product is annotated as fatty acid synthase-like. Bases 113 to 7090 code for a protein of 2325 amino acids. The transcript has 39 exons. Gene Ontology annotation, biological process: fatty acid biosynthetic process. The record is from RefSeq and is a predicted model, not a curated record. Lineage: Eukaryota; Metazoa; Arthropoda; Insecta; Lepidoptera; Nymphalidae. Gene Ontology annotation, molecular function: fatty acid synthase activity; oxidoreductase activity.
UGAAUGUAUUACGAGUUUAUUUAUAUUGUUGCGCUAGCUACAGAGUUUUAGUGUUGGCCCAUUUUUAUAACACGUUAGUUAACCAAGCCUGAAGCUUCAGUUAACAGAAGAAAUGGCACCUACACCCAAAAACUUACCCUCGUGGGAGGAAAGAAACCCAGUAGACACUACAUUUGGCAAGAAGGUUGUUAUAUCUGGAAUAUCGGGUCUAUAUCCAGAGUCCCAUAAUGUGAAGGACUUAUCAGAUAUUCUUUAUAAUAAGAUCAACCCAGUUAAUAAGGAAAACUCCCGCUGGAAGUAUGACCAUCCCGAAGUAGCACAAUACACGGGAAAAGUACCUGGGCUUAAGCUAUUUGAUGCCCAGUUUUUCAAAGUCCACUACCGUCUCGGCAAUAACAUGGACCCUAUGGCCCGCAAGAUGUUAGAGCAGUCGUAUCAGGCUAUCUAUGAUGCUGGUGUAUGUCCCGAAGAACUUUCAGGGAAGAAAAUAGGCGUCUACAUUGGAAGUUGUUUCUCGGAAACUGACAAAGCUUGCUUUUAUGUAGCAGGUUCCAGGACAGGCUUUGGUAUUGCAGGGUGCAGUAAAUCCAUGUUUGCUAACCGCAUCUCUUACUGGUUAAACGCCAAAGGACCUUCGAUGUCAAUUGACGAGGCCUGCUGCAGCUCCACCGGGGCGUUGGAGCAGGCCUACCGUGCCAUCAGCCGCGGCGAGUGUGAGGCUGCCAUCGUUGGAGGGUCAAGUCUUUGUUUGCAUCCACAAUCCUCUAUUCAUUACGGAAGACUCAUGAAGUUAAGUAUGGAUGGUAAGACCAAAUCGUUUGAUACUGAAGCUGCUGGGUGUGCCAAGUCCGAGGCUAUCAAUGUCCUAUUUCUUCAAAAAGCUAAAGAUGCUCUGAGAAUUUACGCAGAAGUCGUACACAUCAAAUGUGAAUUUACAUCUAUUACGCAAGACGAAACAAGAGGUCCAAGGUAUGGCUUCUAUCGGGAUCCUGAAAACAUGGCCAACUUUAUGAGUAAUUUCUAUAAAGAGGCAAAGAUACCGCCACAAGCCGUAGAAUAUGUAGAAGGUUUUGGUUCAGCUGUACCGGAAGCCGAUAAAGCAGAACUUGAAGCUUUUGAAAAAGUGUUUUGUGACAACAGAAAUGAUCCCCUUUUGGUGGGCAGUGUUAUGUCAAAUAUAGGAUACGGCGAAGCUGCUUCGGGAAUAUCUGCUAUUACAAAGGUCAUUUUAGGAUAUCACUCUGGGCAGUUGGCAGGCAAUUUAAACUGUGACUCGCCUAGAAAAGACAUAGCGGCUUUGCGUGAUGGCCGCAUGCGUAUUGUUACUGACCAUGAGACUUUUGGGCGAUCUUACACCGCUGUAAACGGUCUCUCCGUGAGCGGAGUAAAUGCUCAUGUCCUUUUAAAUGGUCAUUACAAGCCUAAGGAUCUUUCGCGGUACAAGGCCAAUAUCCCUCGUUUAAUUUUCCUAUCAGGCAGACAGGAAUCUUCGGUGAAUAAAAUACUCCAGGAUUUAAAGUCUCGUCCCAUUGAUGCCGAGGAAAUAGCGCUACUCCAUAAUAUUCAUAAGGCCAGAAUUGCAGGUCAUUUAGGGAGAGGAUUUAUUCUUCUUGACACUAAUGAAAAGAACGAAACUGUAAGUCUAAGCGAAAAGGCAAAUUAUUAUGACGAUGCUACACGGCCUCUAUGGUUCGUAUACAGCGGAAUGGGCUCCCAGUGGGCCGGUAUGGGAGCUCAGCUCAUGAGGAUUCCUGUGUUUGCUGCGGCCAUUGAAAAAUGCCGACGUGUCUUGGAACCCAAAGGAGUGGACAUCGUUCACAUAAUUACGUCUCCAGACAAAACGAUAUUUGACAACAUUCUCAACUCCUUCGUCGGCAUCGCUGCUAUUCAAAUUGGACUCACCGAUAUUUUACGUGCAUUAGAAAUCGUACCCGACAAAAUUAUCGGACACAGUGUGGGUGAGCUAGGCUGCGCAUACGCAGACGGGUGCUUUACCGCGGAGGAAAUGAUACUGUCUGCAUACAGCCGCGGUCUGGUCUCCGUGCAGACGCCUUUCAUACGUGGAUCAAUGGCUGCUGUCGGAGUUGGCUACCAACAGAUAUCUAAAAUGUGUCCACCAGAGAUUGAAGUAGCUUGCCACAAUGGUCCCGAUUCCAGUACAAUUUCUGGACCCGCUGACACCAUGAAAGAAUUCGUGGCUCAACUAACUGCGAAAGAAAUUUUCGCCAAAGAAGUACCGUGUUCAAACAUUGCAUACCACUCGCGAUACAUAGCUGAAGCAGGUCCAGGAUUGCUCCAAUAUUUGGGUGAAGUUAUCAAGUCACCCAAAGCACGUAGUGAACGCUGGGUUUCUACUUCAGUGCCCCAAGAGGAAUGGAACAAACCUAUAGCAAAAUACUCGUCAGCAGAAUACCACACGAAUAAUUUACUUAACUCAGUGCUUUUUGAAGAGACUUCGAGGCUGAUCCCAGCAAAUGCAGUGGUAGUGGAGAUAGCUCCUCAUGGUUUAUUGCAGGCUAUCCUCAAGCGUUCUCUGCCGGAAUCCUGCAAAAAUGUGCCUCUAACAAGACGUGGCCACCCCGACAAUGCACAGUUCUUGUUAGAAGCUAUUGGAAAUCUCUAUAUGGAGGGAUACAGUCCGCAAAUCCAAGCGUUAUAUCCGAAAGUAGAGUUUCCAGUCUCCACUGGAACACCGAUGCUAUCACAUCUAUUGGAAUGGGCACACAAUGAAGCAUGGAAUGUACCACUGUAUGUAUCAGCGAACCGAAAAACUGCUGCAGCAUGCACUCAUGUCCUAUCCAUCCAUGAUGACGACCAUCGAUACUUGAAAGGACAUGUGAUAAGAGAGAAGAACACGUAUCCUUUCGCUGCUACUUUAGUGGCAGUUUGGGAUACUUUGGCCAUGGUCUUGGGAGUGCCAAAGAAACAACUCUCGGUGGAAUUCCGCGACGUGCAUCUGCACUCAGAGCCAGUACUUCAUGACCAAAGACAGCUGCGCCUGAACAUAACCGUGCAUCGGGGGAGAGGCCAAUUCGAGGUUUUAGAUGACAACAUUAAAGUUGCAACCGGUUUCAUUAUCAGUGAAAUAGAUAAACACAUAUCAUCACAGGAAGAAUUUAAGACGGAGGAAGUCCUAUUACUGAACUCAGAGGAUAUCUACCAAUUAUUGAGCGCUAGGGACUAUAAUUAUUCGAAUGAAUUUCGAAGUAUUCACAAGGCUAACUUAUCAUUAGAUAAAGCUCAUCUUUUGUGGGAAAACAAUUGGGUGACACUUAUUGACGGCAUGAUCCAACUAAAUGCGCUCAAACGCAUUCACGAAAGCGUCUCACAACCUAAUUUUAUUAGAAGAAUUAUAAUAGAUGUUGAGAAGCAUACCCAAGAUCAAACUCUAGUGGUAGAUGAUGCCAAUGUCAUGUUAGCUAAACUGUGCGAGGUGUUGGACAGUACCAGGUGUGGUGGUGUCUUGAUUGAAAAUAUCAAAUUCCACGACCUGCCAUCAAUCAACAAAGAGCAAAUUGCUUUAAAAACACUAAAAUUUGUUCCUCAUGUCUCUACCAACAAUUUCGAUGAAAAUUCUGCGUUGUAUAUUCUUUUGCAAAUAUUAGCAGAAAAUUUAAAUAAACAGGAGAUCAAUAUUGCUAAUAUUGUUGAAUAUAAAAAUCAAAGAAAUUUCGCAAACAUUGGAGAAAUUAUUAACGAUAUACCUGAAAUAAAGAUCAAUUUAUUCGAAAUUUGUAGGGAUGACUUACCAAAAAAACCUGAUGAUUUCUUCGAAGAUAUUGAUGCGCUAAUGAUAACGAAUUUAGCUUCUGAUGAUAAUAUGUGCCAAGUGCUACACCGGUUACUCAAUCGAGAUACUUUGCUGAUCAAUAAAGAGGUGUGUGCAGAUUUGCAGACCGUUCGCCCUUCUCUACUAUACCGUACUAUGUGCGCCCAUACCAUUGGUUCUUCUCGUCUGGAACUAGAUAUAUGGCGCCCUUCUGAUGUAACGGCGGGGACUAGUGCUGUAACUAUGUUUUCACCAGCUGACCUUACUAAACUUGAUACUCAACUGUCCACACUCCCAUCAAAACAUAGACUGGUAAUAUUGACGUCGUAUCCAGCUUUUGAUGGCUUAAAAGAUACUGUUAAAAAGUGGAGAAACAAAGAUCAUCGUAAAAUCAAUCUUGUGAUUAUCAAUCACAAACUUGUCGAAGAACAAAGUUUAAGUCAAAUGCCGUUUACAGACUUAGCUGUUAGUAUUUUAGAUCACGGUGUUUGGGGUGGAGAAUAUUACUUACCAAUCCAAGGAAAAAUAGCAAAAGGCAAAGAAAUGGCACUGGAAAUGACAAGAUUAGGUGAUAUAGACUCUAUGCAUUGGAUAGAAGUGACAGGGUCUAGUCACCAAGGCAUUCCAGUAAAGGUUCAUUACGCAGGUUUGAACGAUGCUUAUGUGAAAAAGGUAUUACGAGUGGCAGCAACAGAAAACAAUAAUAAUGAUAGAAAGCUAGUUGAAUAUAGCUUCAGUGGUACCACAGAUAGAAAAGAACGUGUAAUGGGUAUCGUGCAAGAAGAAUCUAUUUGUACCCGCGUCGUCGCAAAGCCUGAAUUGUUGUGGCCUGUACCCGAGCAUUGGACUCUGGAGGACGCUGCUACUGUUCCUCUAGCUUAUUGCCUGGCAUUCUACUGUCUUUGCUUCAAGAGUCGUUUUUACCGUGACAACAGUAUUCUUGUGCAUGGAGGUACCGGGGCUUUGGGCCAAGCAAUCAUCUCUAUUGCUCUAGCACAUAACUGCGAUAUUUAUACCACGGUGAGCAACUUAAGGAAAAAAAAGUUUUUGCUCAGAUUGUUCCCAGAUCUUAAAGAGGAUCAUAUCGGUUGCUCUCGAGACAGCAGUUUUAGAGAUAUGGUUCGUAGAGCUACAAAUGGAAAAGGUUGUGACAUUGUUAUAAAUUCAGUCAAAGGAGACUUAAGAAACGCUUCAUUAAAUUGCUGCAAAGCGUUUGGAUCUAUCGUUGAUACAUCCCUUCUAUUGGACACUGAAAAUUACAACUUUGGGCUGGUUAAUUUGUCGGCAGCUGUCUCUUUCAGUACACUGCAGUUUUCGUCACUAUUUGAACCGCAAAAUGUAGAAGACUUAAAAAGGCUGCAACUAAUGGUGAGCGAAGGAAUCGCGCGUGGCUACGUCCGACCACUGUCCCGCGUGGUGUACCCGGCUGCUGAGGCGGCACGCGCGGUGCGCCUGCAAGCCGGCAGCAAACAUCUCGGCCGAGUGCUGCUUCAUUUAGAAGAGGAUAUGUCUUACACACACCAUAAAAUAAAUUGCUCGGCUGAUCGAUUGCAUCUGCUGUUAUCAGAGAACGAUGUUUUGGGGAUGCAAUUAGCAGAAAGGUUGAUAAGCCGAGGUGCUAGAAAAUUAGCACUGCAUUGCUCCGAAAAAUCAAACAGUCUUUUGUUUAAGCUAAGGUCCUGGGAGGAACGAGGAGUUCAAUGUACAAUAUCUUACGGGAAUACGUGGAGUGAAAACAUUUUCAAUUUGUUGAAUAGCAAGACACCAGAAAACAUCGAAGGAAUAUAUUGUAUUUUAAAUUCUAAUGGGCAAAAUGAGAAUAUUUCGAAAUGCUUAGAAAAUUUGACUUUGACCACACGCAGAUCGAACUGGUCUAUAAGGUAUUUCGCAUUAAUCGAUGCUAGGAAGGGGACCAGCGAUCACAUAAAAAUAACAAAACCUCACGACCAAUUUACUACCAUCAAAUUACUGCCUUUAAAAUUCAAUGGAAAUGUUGAAGAUAAAGAAUACUUUUCAGUGAGUCAUGCUAUUGAUGCUAUAGAAAAAUCAUUAUGCUACAAACAGCGCAUUAUAGCAGCGCAUGAUAUAAAAAAAUCUACUGGCAAUUUAUUGGAAGAGGUUGCUUAUGUAGCAGAUAUAUCAGUCAAUAAAGGCACGCCGCAAGAUUUUACACUAAAAGAUAUGGGAAUGGAUGAAUCAAAAUCUAAAAUUGUUCGAGCUUAUUUGCGCGAUGUUCAUAAUAUAUUACUGGAAGAGACCAUCAUUCCAUUAUUAACACUUAAAAAAAUACGGGAAUUAGAAGACAAGACAUUAACAAAAAAGUUUACUGAAACCAAAGAUUUGGAAACAUUUUUCUCUCACGUCGAUCAAGAUGAACUCCUAGCUACAACGGAAAUGGUGUUUGUACCGACACUUACAACCAGUGCUACGAUGAGAGAUGACGAAUUUGACGUAAGCCAAACAUUCCUAUGUAUAGUACCGGGUGUAGAAGGACUGCACGUACGAUUCCGUGAACUUGGUGAGCGGCUCAAGUUACCCGCACUCGUACUGCAGCCUGGCGUCGACAGACCACAUGAGACUAUCCAAGAAAUGGCGCAAAGAUACGCUAAGAUCCUUCUAAAAAGGACUCAACUGAAGGAACGCUUUUAUCUUCUUGGAUAUGAAAGUGGAGUUUUGGUAGCGUUGGAAAUGGCAGCAAUCCUUGAAGAUCAUGGUUUAACUGGUAAAGUUUUCUGCAUCGGUGGCUCACCGGACGAAAUUCUUGCAAAAUUUGAAGAAAAGCUAGCUAACUUUGAAACAGAAGAAUCUCUGCAAGUUGCGGUGGCACGUCACAUGUUUAAUUUGAUCAUGAAUGGUGAUAAUCCGGAAGAUCUAGAGGAGGAGCUAAAGAAGAUCUCUUCAUGGAAACAAAAAGUAUAUUUCUGUGUGCAAAAGCUGCGCGGACGUAUAGACUACUCGAUUCAGUAUGCACGCGAACUCAUUGAAGCCGCUUACGCAAGGAUAGUGCAAAUACGACGUUACCAUUCAGAGCCACGUCCUCUUCGCUCUCUCCUUAUAUCUAUACGUCCAUGGUUAUCUGCAUCUAAUCACGUUAACUGCCUUUCGUUGCAACGUUACUCGCAAGAACCAGUCAUAGAGUACGAAUUGAAAGCUCCUCUGGCGUACUCAGCACAAGAUUUACGUUGCGCUGCCAUCGUUAACCGGCAUCUAGACAACGAUCUAAUAGAGGACUUCGAUAAGAGAAACUUGUGCGAAACUUAUAUUAUAAACGCAGACUCUUUCAUGACCACUGCUGACAAUGUUGAUGAUUAUCUAUUUUAAAUGAAUGGCUAUUGUAUUUAAAAGCGAUGUGAAUGAUAUGUUUUUUACAAAAUAAAUAUUUUUAUUCAAGCAUGA